AUGGACGUCCCCGGCUUUGCUCUAGUUACAGGUGCAGCCUCUGGCAUUGGUAGAGCAUGUGCUCGCGGUUUCGCUCAAGAAGGCUCCGCGGGUAUCGCAUUACUAGAUCUUAACGCAGACGCGCUCAAGACAGUCAAAGAGGAAAUCGAAGCCGAGUUCGGAAAAGACCGCAAGAUUGAGUUGCUCACCUACCCCAUCAACAUCGCCAACGAGGAGGAAGUCAUCAAGGUCGUCAAUGAAGCAGCAGCCAAGUUUGGCAGGCUGGACUAUGUUGUCAACGCCGCCGGCAUCGCCAUCAAGCACAAGGGCGGCGCCGCGUUCGCCAAGACGGAAGACUGGCAGCGGGUUCUCGACGUGAACAUCAAUGGAACGUUUUACGUGCUGAGGGCGGCGGCGCAGAUCAUGCUGAAGCAAGAGCCGAUUUUGUCAACAAUUGACGGCAGACCUUUGCAAAAGGGGUCCAUUGUCAACUUUGGCUCUAUCCAGGGUGUUGUGGGCAUCACACUCUCUACGGCAUACACGACGACGAAGCACGCCGUCAUCGGGUUGACGCGCACUGCAUCCGAGGAUUAUGCCAACCAGGGCUUGCGCAUCAAUGCUAUCUGCCCUGGGUACACAGAGACACCAAUGACGACCAAGAACCCUGAGGUGUUGAAGGCGAUGGAGGAGAGAGUCUCGACCGCGGUGCCGAUGCAACGAAUGGGAAGUCCAAAGGAGAUUGCCGAUGGUGUUUUGUACUUGGCUGGCGGCAGGAGUUCGUUUGUGACUGGGUCUGCGUUGAUGGUUGAUGGAGGUUAUACAUCGAGAUAG
Molecule: messenger RNA, 810 nt
Organism: Colletotrichum paranaense
Lineage: Eukaryota; Fungi; Ascomycota; Sordariomycetes; Glomerellales; Glomerellaceae
Exons: 1
Coding region: 1-810 (269 amino acids)
Molecular function (GO): oxidoreductase activity
Source: RefSeq, a predicted model, not a curated record